AUGAAGGUGUUUAACCUGUUAUGCCAGGGAGCUUCUAAGAGUUCCAUAGCUGAAUGUGAGGCUCUGGUUUACGAGUUCAUGGACCAUGGUAGCUUAGAGGAGUGGCUGCAUCCAGUCAUUGGAACUGAAGAGAUAAGCGAUGCGCCCAAGAAUUUAACUCUUCUUCAGAGGGUAGAUAUUGCCAUUGGUGUUGCUUGUGUACUGGAUUAUCUUCAUAAUCAUUGUGGAACACCCAUAGUUCAUUGUGAUCUCAAACCAAGCAAUGUUCUUUUGAACAACGAGUUGGUUGGACACGUUUCUGACUUUGGACUAGCCAGAGUUGUGCCACAAAUGACUAGUAAUUCUUCAUCAAAUCAAACAAGUUCCAUUGGAAUAAGAGAGUAUGGUAUGGGAAGUGAGGUUUCAACCUAUGGGGAUGUGUACAGCUUUGGCAUUCUCUUGUUGGAGAUGUUAGGGAAGAGACCCACUGACGAAAUGUUUAGAGGCGGUCGUACUUUCGUGCAAAUGUCAAUCCCUGAGCGAGUUACGGAGGUUGCAGAUUCAGUACUCCUUCGAGUAGGCAAUGAUGACGCUAGCAUCAGCAACCUUCCCAAUCAAUACAGCUCAAGAGCUCAAAAGAUCUCGGAGUGCUUCAGUUUGAUAUUUAGAAUUGGAGUAUAG
Prunus armeniaca (apricot) is the source of this 660-nucleotide messenger RNA. Lineage: Eukaryota; Viridiplantae; Streptophyta; Magnoliopsida; Rosales; Rosaceae. The record is from the annotation of a GenBank genome assembly.